AUGUUUCCAACAUUUAAAGAUGCUUGCUAUUCUCUUGGACUUUUGGAUGAUGACAAUGAAUACAUUGAUGCAAUUAAGGAGGCAAGUUCUUGGCAGUCAGCUUCUUAUCUUAGACGUCUUUUUGCUCUGUUGUUGUUUGGUAACUUAAUGAAUAGACCUGAAAAUAUUUGGGGGAAGUGUUGGCAAUUUCUCUCUGACGAUGUUCUUUAUCGACAUAGAACAAUAGUAGGACAUCCAGGAAAAACAUUUAUUUGGAAUACAUUGUCAGCAUCCAUUAGAUCAAAAGGCGAAAUUGUACUUAAUGUUGCUUCUAGCGGGAUUGCAUCACUUUUGCUUCUUGGAGGACGGACAACACACUCUAGAUUUCGUAUUCCAAUUCAGAUCACUGAGGAUUCAACCUGUAAUAUACGGCAGGAUUCUAAUAUUGCUGAAUUGCUGGCGAAAACAAAGUUAAUCAUCUGGGAUGAAGCGCCAAUGGUACACAGAUUUUGCUUUGAGGCUCUAGACAAAACACUUAGAGAUGUUCUUAGAUUUUCUGAUUCAAGUUGUGUUGAUAAACCAUUUGGUGGGAAAGUUGUUGUUCUUGGGGGUGACUUCAGGCAAAUCUUACCUGUUGUUCCUCAUGGAAGCAGACAAGAUAUAGUCCAUGCAACUAUUAAUUCUUCUUGCCUUUGGUCUCAUUGUCAUUUAUUAACUUUGACCAAGAACGUGCGGCUUAGUUCUGGAAGUGACAUUCACAAUUUAAUGGAAAUAAAGGAAUUUUCUAAUUGGCUUCUUAAAGUCGGGGAUGGUGUUCUUGGAGAUGAUGUGGAUGGAGAAUCUAUUAUAACAAUUCCAUAUGAAUUAUUGAUUAAAAAAUCACUGAAUCCACUUUCAGAUUUGAUGGAUUUUGUGUACCCUAAUAUCUUGGAUCAUAUUUUACAACCCACAUUCUUUAAAGAACGUGUCAUUCUGACUCCAAAAUUGGCAGAUGUUUCUAUUUUAAAUGAGAACUUAAUGUCUUUGAUUCCAGGUGACGAAAGAAUAUAUUUAAGUUCAGAUAAUAUUUUGAAGCAAGACGGUAAUUCUUCCCUUGAGGAUGAUGAAUUCUCACCUGAGAUCUUAAAUACCUUCUCCUGUUCUGGGCUUCCGGAUCAUAAAUUAAUUUUGAAGGUCAAAGUUCCAGUCAUGCUAUUAAGAAAUAUUGACCAAUCAAGAGGUUUAUGCAAUGGAACAAGAUUGCUUAUUACAAGAUUAAGCAAUCAUGUGGUUGAGGCAACUGUUCUUACAGAAAGCAAUAUAGGAGAAAAUGUGUUAAUCCCUAGAAUGACAAUGAGCUCCUCAAGUCAUUCUUUUCCUGUAAAUUUCCAAAGAAGACAAUUUCCCCUCGUCGUUUUGUUUGCCAUGACAAUCAAUAAGAGUCAAGGACAAUCGCUUUCUCAUGUUGGAAUUUAUCUACCCAGGCCAGUCUUUAGUCAUGGGCAAUUAUAUGUGGCACUAUCCCGAGUAAAGAGCAAAAAGGGAUUGAAGAUUUUGAUAGUUGAUGAUGAUGGUUGUGUAACAAACAAUACCUUUAACAUAGUCUACAAAGAAGUAUUUCAGAGAUUACUGUAA
This is a messenger RNA of Gastrolobium bilobum, 1593 nucleotides long. RefSeq lists its product as uncharacterized. Gene Ontology annotation, biological process: DNA repair; telomere maintenance. The record is from RefSeq and is a predicted model, not a curated record. Bases 1 to 1593 code for a protein of 530 amino acids. Lineage: Eukaryota; Viridiplantae; Streptophyta; Magnoliopsida; Fabales; Fabaceae. The transcript is spliced from 2 exons. Gene Ontology annotation, molecular function: DNA helicase activity.